This is a messenger RNA of Eublepharis macularius, 2311 nucleotides long. RefSeq names its product coiled-coil domain containing 181 (gene CCDC181). The transcript is spliced from 5 exons. Lineage: Eukaryota; Metazoa; Chordata; Lepidosauria; Squamata; Eublepharidae. The record is from RefSeq and is a predicted model, not a curated record. The coding region runs from base 1 to 1533 and encodes 510 amino acids. Gene Ontology annotation, molecular function: microtubule binding.
AUGAGUUGUAAGAAAGACACCACUGAAUCUACAGACAGUGGAGAUUCCACAGAAAGUGGAGAAUAUGAAGAUGACUUUGAAAAGGACCUUGAAUGGCUAAUUAAUGAAGAGGAAAGAGGUAUCUCUUAUGACACUCAGAAUCAUGAAGAAAAUGAAGAGGAGGUUGAAACAAAUAUUACCAAAGAAGGAAGACAUUCUUCAAAGGAACCUCCAGAUCCUGAGGAUGCUCUGAAAGACGAGGGGCAGCAAAAUCAAGCAGAUUCUGUUUCUGGACAUCCUACUAAACGAUUAGAGCAAGUAUCUGAUACUGAGAGUGAAAACUCCUGUCAGGAAUCAAACCAGGAGGACUUGGAUGAGGAUGAUGAAGAAAUAAAGCGUUACAUCUUGGAGAAAAUUGAAGAAGCCAACAAACUUCUGUUGUCUCAGGAACCUUUGGAUGAAACCAAAGAGAAGAAACUAAAAUUCAAGGAUCAUCUAGUAGAUCUGGAAGUCCCUCCUUUGAGUGCUAUUGAAAUUGAUAAAAUUGAUCCUCACAGGGAAAUGGACAUUUCAGGUAGACUGUCUCAAUUCCACAUUUCUAAUGAACCAGGACGGAAAGAUACACCUUUUCCUAUUAACGGUUCUUUGGAUGAUGAACACAAGGAUGGCAAAAUUCUAGUAGAAAGAGAUGGGAAGUUUGAACUCCUUAGCAUACGUGACAUUGAGAGCCAGGGCGCCUUUCCUCCACUCAGUGUUUCUUUUAGUGACAUUGAAGCUCAAUGUAUUUCUCCUAAAACUUCCCACACUGCUGUUUUGGGUACUUUCUGUCUAACAAAAGAAGACUCCUUAGUACAGUCAUCUGGAACAUCUUGUUCUUCUUCUGGAGAAGGGAUUCUUUAUUUCCCUCAAUCACCCCCCAUUCGACCAAGCUCUGCCAUCAACAUUACAAGGAAUGUGGAAAGAGGGAAAAGCCCACGCAGGGUGCAGUCUGCAAAUGUGGGUGUAAGAAGUUCUACUUAUUGUCUGUCACCCAGGCAAAAAGAACUGCAAAAGCAAAUGGAACAAAGAAGAGAGAAAUUAAGGAAACAGGAAGAAGCACGGAGAAGAGAACAGGAAGAGCAGAAAAGGAGCGAAAAUGAGAUGGUCUUCAGAGCUUGGCUGGAGAAGAAAAAGGGACAAAUGCAAGAAGAGAGACGACUUCAGCGUGCAAAAGAGCUGGAAGAUUUGAAUAGUAGACAGGAUAACAGAAAUCCAGAUGAAGCUUUCAGGUUGUGGCUUAAAAAAAAGCAACGAGAACAGAUGAAAGAAAAACAGCUUGAAAAUCAGAAACAGCAGGAAGAGCACAUGUUCUUCCUUCCAAGAACUGCAGAAAAUGAUAAAGCUUAUAAACAAUGGCUAAGAAAGAAGAGGCGGGAGAAGCGAGCUGAAAUACUGGCUGCCAAAGAGCGAUCAAAACAGAUCCGGCAGGAAGCCCGAAGAGCAAAACAAAUAGAGAAUAUUCUGUGUUCCAUUUCUGAGCCCAAAACUCUUCGCUUCACUGACCAAUACAGCUGAGAUUUAGUCACCAGGUGCCUAGAAAUUUGUCACACAGACUACCUUGUAUAGCUUGAGUUGCUGUCUCCUGGAAGCAGCUUCUCCAGGGACAUGUUUCAUAAUCCUUCAAUAAUGGCUUAAUUUCAGUGAUUUUAUCCUGCCCCCUCAAAUUGUUUUGUAUCUGUGAGUGGCUUGGUUCUUAGUCCCACAAAAUAAAUGUCCAUAUGGCAAUUGCUGUGUAAAAUGUUUUAAAAUAACUUUUCUCAGACCACAAUAACUUCAAGUCAAGCAUCUUGUGGUACUAGUGCAGUUGACACAACACUUAACUGUCACACUACCAUUUAGUCAACGGCUGCUGCUAAAUUGUCCUAUGACCAUUCCAUGUAUUAUUUCUGUUCUAACAAGAACAAAAGCCAUGUAAUACCUUUUAUUAGGAGCAACCAGAAUGACACAAAACAGUGUGCAAUCUUUUGGCUUCUCCAGAACUUGUCAGGGAGUAGGGGACAGGGAGGCAUAUCCUCUGAGAGCCACUUUUUGUAUUUCCAGUGGGAGGAAUCCCCUUUUAAAGUUUUUUGCUCCCAGAAUGCCAGGUGUGCAUCUUGACAGCAACACUAUUUUAAAUCUGCAUACCUCCUCAGUAUUUUGCCAAGGAUAUUGGCGAAACAAAAUUUCAAAAGCAUGACCUCAGACACAGCUUCCCUCAGUUGGCUGAACUCAUGGAGAACUUGGAAGUUUGCAGUGUUUUGUUUCGUUUUCCUAUAACUUUUCCUGCUCUGUGCGGGAGGGAGUGAGGAUUACA